Molecule: messenger RNA, 1581 nt
Organism: Symbiodinium sp. CCMP2592
Lineage: Eukaryota; Dinophyceae; Suessiales; Symbiodiniaceae
Source: the annotation of a GenBank genome assembly
AUGGCACCCCGAAUCGUGAACGUAAGCUCCGAUUUCCAAGCAAAGCUGUCAGUUCCAGCUGGCAAUCUCAGAGGACGGGCCAACUUGGGCGAGACGCACCUGGACACGCUGGGCUCGAUGAACAGCCUGGCUCAGGUGCUAGAGGCCCAGGGACGGUAUGAGGAGGCGGAGGCACUGCACCGCCAAGGGCUGGAGGCAAGCCGAGCCAAGCUGGGCGAGAAGCAUCCGGACACGCUGGCGUCGAUGCACAAUCUGGCGUCAGUUCUGGAGGCCCAGGGCCACCACGAAGAGGCCGAAGCACUCCAACGCAAAGAGCUUGAACUUAGCCGAGCGGAGCUGGGCGAAUCGCAUCCCGACACGCUGACGUCGAUGAAUAACUUGGCUGUCGUGCUGGAGGCCCGCGGACGCUACGAUGAGGCUGAAGCGCUUCACCGCAAAGUACUGCAGGGUCGCCGAGCCCAGCUGGGCGAGACGCAUCCCGAUACCCUCGCAUCCGAGAACAACUUGGCUUCGGUGCUGGAGGCCCAGGGGCGCUGUGCGGAGGCCGAAGCACUACAUCGCAAAGAGCUGGAGAGCUGCCGUGCGAGACUGGGCGAGACGCACCCUGAGACCCUUACAUCGAUGAACAACUUGGCUACGGUGCUGGAGGACCAGGGACGCAAUGAGGAGGCCGAAGCACUCCACCGCGAAGCACUGGAGGGCCGCCGGGCGAAGCUGGGGGAAACGCACCCAGACACGCUGACAUCGAUGCAGAGUCUGUCUUCGAUUCUGCAGGAGAAGGGAAGCUACGAGGAGGCCGAGCAACUGCUCCGCCAGACUGUGAAGGCCCGCCGGUCGAAGUUGGGCGAGACUCACGAAGACACGCUGAUGUCGAUGCACAGCUUGGCCAUUGUGCUGGAGGACCAGGAACGCUACGAGGAGGCAGUGGCAGUCCUCCGCCAGACACUGGAGGGCCGCCGCGCCGAACUGGGCGAGACACAUUCCGACACGCUGACGUCGAUGGACAAGUUGGCUUCGGUGCUGCAGGCGCGUGGAAGUUUGGAGGAGGCAGAAAAGCUCUGCCGCGAAGCCUUGAAGUCCAGACGGGGCAAGCUUGGCGAGUCCCAUGCAGACACCUUGGCGAACAUCUACGACCUGGGCACCCUGCUGGUGAAGAAGGAGGAAUGGGCGGAGGCAGAAGAGCUCUUCCGCGAAGAGCUCUCGAAGUGUCGGUCCGCCAACGGCAGCGAACAUGAGGAAACCCUGAGCUCCGAGGAGAAGUUCGCCGAGUUCCUGAAGGAGCGAGGACGUUUGGAGGAGGCAGAGAAGCUCUUCCGGAUAGUGUUGAAGUCGAGACGCGCCAAGCUUGGCAACUCCCACCCGGACACGAUGAGGAGCAUGUACGAACUGGGCUCCCUGUUGACAGACAAAGAGGACUGGGAGGAGGCAGAGCAGCUGUUCCGCGAAGAGCUGGAGAAAUGUCGGUGCGUUCACGGCGCCGAACACGAGGAAACCAUCAGUUCCACCGAAAGGUUCGCCGAAUUCUUGAAGGACCGAGGUCGGAAGGCCGAGUCCGAGGAGCUCUUAGCCACUCUCGGAUGA